AUGCCCAGCAAAAGGAAGAAGAACAAGCGCCGCAUGAGAAGGGUGGUAAGUGCGCACACCAGGGUUCCUUCAGUUUCUCCAUAUUGUAGCUAAUUAUGAUUAGGUUAUUAUACUUUUUUCAAUAAUCCGUGCUACACGUGUUCCCCUCCACUCCUGUAAUUGAAGUGCAUUGAACAGUUCAUCCAUUGGAAUUCACCAAACAUCAAACAAUAUAUCACUGGAUUAAUGAUCGGGACCAUGAUCGCGCAAACCUCUUUGUAGGCUAACAAAAUAGUUUUUCACAUUCUAAAUUACUGGUCGUUUUUUUAAAGGUGAGUUGAUGCAUGCGAAGAAACCACUGCCAAGAUGUCCUAAUAAUUUCCAAUCCAUCAGCCUGGUUUCAUAGACCAGACAUAACAUAGUAAACAAAUUAGUAUGAAAUGUUACAUUUACAUUUUACAUUUGGUAUGGUUACAUAAGACUGAGGUUACUUAUGGCAAAAAUGAAAGGAGGGUGGUUCGUCGGGCGUAUAACGCAAACAUCUAGUCCCCUGUAGCUCAGUUGGAAGAGCAUGGCGCUUGCAACACCAGGGUUGUGGGUUCAUUUCCCACGGGGGGCCAGUAUGAAAAUGUAUGCACUCACUAACUGUAAGUCGCUCUGGAUAAGAGCGUCUGCUAAAUGACUAAAAUGUAAAAUGUAAAUCUAGCAACCCAAAGGUUACUUAGCAUGUUGGCUAACUCCUAACCCUAAUCCAUAGCCUAGCUAACGUUAGCCAUCUAGUAGUCACCUACCUAAGCCACAACAAAUUGGAAUUCGUAACAUAUCAUACAAAUUAUAAUUCGUAACAUCAUAUGAAAUGAAUGAUGGGCAUCCACAAAUUAAUACCAUACGUAACAAACUAAUUUAAACCCCCCCCUGAUAUACUAUGUUACGUCUACCCCUGAGUCCAGGUUGCACAAUCCAUAUAUCCCAAUCCACCCAGCUACAUGAUGGGCACCAUGUGUUGAAUGUAGCUUGUCUGGCUAAAUUUACAUUACAUUUUAGUAGAUGCUCUUAUCCAGAGCGACUUACAGUUAGUGAGUGCAUACAUUAUUUUUUAUACUGGCCCCCCGUGGGAAUCGAACCCACAACCCUGGCGUUGCAAACGCCAUGCUCUACCAACUGAGCUACAUCCCUGCCGGCCAUUCCCUCCCCUACCCUGGGCCAAUUGCGCCACUCGGGAGCUACAUGACCAGCACCCUGCAUUGGAUGUGGCUUGUCUAACUGUUUUAUUUAGGAUACUCCUGGCUCGGUUCCACUCCACGCACGGUGCGCAUAGUUGAUCUCGCUGUGUACUUCGCUCUGGAUAAGAGCGUCUGCUAAAUGACUAAAAUGUAAAUGUACUUGGCCAAGUAGGUUAUCUAUCAUUUGUAUUAAUUUUUUUGUACUUUUUAACCCAAUUUCGGGGAUAAUCCAAUUGGUAGUUACAGUCCUUGUCCCAUUGAAGGUCGAGAGCCAUGCGUCCUCAGCCAUGCUGCACUGACUGUAAGUUGCUCUGGAUAAGAGCGUCUGCUAAAUGACUAAAAUGUCAAUGUACUUGGCCAAGUAGGUUAUCUAUCAUUUGUAUUUAAUUUUUUGUACUUUUUACCCCAAUUUCGUGAUAUCCAAUUGGUAGUUACAGUCUUGUCCCAUUGAAGGUCGAGAGCCAUGCGUCCUCAGCCAUGCUGCACUGCUUCUUGACACACUGCUCGCUUAACCCGGAAGCCAGCCGCACCAAUGUGUCGGAGGAAACACCGUACAGCUUGCGACCAACGCCAGCGUGCAUGUGCCCGGCCGCCACAAGGAAUCGCUAGAGCGCGAUGGGACAAGGACAUCCCAGCCGGCCAAACCCUCCCCUAACCCGGGCGACGCUGGGCCAAUUGUGUGCCGCCUCAUGGGUCUCCCAGUCGCGGCCGGCUGCGACACAGCCCGGGAUCGAACCUGGAUCUGUAGUGACGUAUCUAGCACUGAUCAGUGCCUUAGACCGCUGUGCCACUUGGGAGGCCUUAUCUAUAAAUUGUUAUAAAGAAUCUGUGACACGGCCAUGCUGGUUCUGAGAUUUUGUUGUAAAUUUGAUUGAAGGUUUAUCGCUAGCACACAUCAUAGGCACAAAAUGCGCGCAACAACACAGUGGGGUGCACUCCGUGUUUGCGGCUACAAUUGCUUGGCCAGUCAUUUAGGCCUAAACUUUCACCUAUGUAAUGUUAUCCAGAGCUCUGUAUAGUUCUGCAGUAAGCCAGUAGGCCUAACAUUGUACAUGCACUACACUAGAGAUUCCUUGCAAAUACUUCUCAGUAUGGUGAGAAGGAAGUUAUCCUAAACACUCUUCCCCAUAGUUUUCUGGCAAGACUCCACUCAAACCAAGGCUGUAUUUGGUAAUGAGUCGUAGGCAUGCGCUACACCAGACUGCUUUCUUAGGGCCUGUGCAGUCUUUGAAACCUUUCACAGAUGGCCAGAUAAAAACGUAUCCCAAAUCAGUUACUGCUCAGUCUUGGCCUUAUCACCUCUGCAUGCUCAAGAUAUCUACAGAGGUGGUCCUCUGGUGGUCAGCUGGUAGAGCACGCGCUUGUAACGCCAAGGUAGUGGGUUCGAUCCCCGGGACCACCCAUACACAAAAAUUUAUGCACGCAUGACUGUAAGUCGCUUUGGAUAAAAGCGUCUGCUAAAUGGCAUAUUAUUAUUAUUAUACAGAGGUGCAUGGAAGGGAGAUCUCUCUUGCUGAUUAGUGACUUUCUUAACAUGUGCUUUUUUUGUGCUCCCCUAUCCCUUCAAAACAGUUUUUCCAGUGUCUUUCCAAAGGAUGAUGAUGCCUAGUAAAUGUCCUUAAGACUAAUCCUGUUGAUGACUGGCUCAAAAAAGCGGUUGUUUUGACAGACAGACCAAAGGCAGAGCUGUUUUUGUAUGCACACUCACUGGGCUUAUUCACUUGGUGGGCUGUGUAAGCUGUAAACUCUGCUGGCUGGCCGGUCGUCUCUUGCAGCUAACGAGGCGUAGGGUGUGAUUAUAACCUGAUUAUAAUGCGAUUAGUUUACUGUCUGCCAUGCAGGGCCCCAUCCGGAGCCCUGAGCCCUGCUGACUCGCAGGUUUCAGUCCCGCCUGACUUGACCUGUCAGAAUCACUCGGAUUCAGCUAAUUUACUGCCAUUAUCUAACUAGUUUGGGCCUCCCAUCCCCCCUGCUCCAUUGAUCGGCGCCAUAGCCCAAAGGUUUAGUCCUCUGUCCUCUCUGGGAAAACAUGUUGAUCCUAGUUUGGCAUCGAAUAGAAUAGCCCCCCCCCCCCCCCCCCCCCAUCAACCCCAAACUAGAUGAGGAAUUCAAUAACUAACAGCCCUCUGGCUGGAUUACCUUCAGCAGCCUCUCCCCAUAUUUUUUUCUCUCCAUCUCUCAAUGUUUAAUCAAAGCGGAGUGAUUCAAGGUAAAGUUAAUCUGACACCCUUUUCUCUCUCUCUGUCUUUCGCUCGCUUGCUCUGUGUGUUGAGCAGCAGGCCCAGAGGAGAGUCCUUGAGGAGCAGCAUGCUGCUGGCACUGGCAAAGGGACCCCAGGAGUGGCUGCUGUGGCCGCCCCCCCUGUUAAUGUCAAAGAAGUGGCAAAGUGUCCCAAGCUUGUCCCCAUACAGACUCAAGUAGUAAGCGUCCCCGUUGUAGCGCUGCUGGCCCCAGUCAAAGUACCGGAGCCUAAACCUGUGGUGGCGGCGGUAGAGGCUGAAGUGGUGGCAGCAGAGGUUGAAGUUGAGGCACCAGUCGAAGCUCCAGUAGAGGCUGAAGUGGUGGCAGCAGAGGUUGAAGUUGAGGCACCAGUCGAAGCUCCAGUAGAGGCUGAAGUGGUGGCAGCAGAGGUUGAAGUUGAGGCACCAGUCGAAGCUCCAGUAGAGGCUGAAGAAGCCACAUUGGAGGUCGAAGCCCCAAUUGAAACCCCAGAUGUGGUCGACGGCCCAGUCGAAGCCCCAGAAGAAGUCCCAGUUGUAGAAGUGGAAGUCCCAGCAGAAGCUCCAGUGGGGCCCCCUACAGAAGAAACUUCAGCAGUGCAGGAGGUUGAAGAAAGCGUCAUUCCAAAGACGGAGCUAGUAAUGGAGGUAAAGGCCCUCUCCCAUUUUUUAUUUGUUUGCGGACGGAGAGUAUAUGGGGUCAGGUGCAGUUUCUGGUGUAUUGGGAAGGGACUGGGAGGUGGCAGUAAGAGAACAGUGUGUUCUAUUUAAGAGGCUGUGCAUGUACACAGAGAGUGGGCAGGGCCUCUGUUGCAGUCUCUAUAUAUUAUUGGGUACAUUAACACGGUCUACAGUAAAGGAUUAUUUGUCUGUUUUUAAAACUGAUUUCAGGAGAUUGUGGUGAGAGUAAUUGGAUAAAAUGAGAUUGAUGACGUUUCUCUAGAGCUGUACAGAUGUAAGAUCUUAAUUUGAGCCAGUUUGCUACAGCAGGAAAAUAAUCCUGCAACAAGAGGAAAUUUGAAUUAUUAUGUGGAUUAUAAUUAAUGGAAAUAUUUGUAGGGGUUGAUACAUUUUUCAUACUGGAAAAAUAAGUUUGAAAUUUCAAAGUGGAAAUUACAAACUUCAGAAGUCUUUUUAAACCUCAAAUGCACUACGUGUUUAAAAUGUCCUGCAUUGCAGGAAAGUUUCCUGCAACGGGGUGAUCAAAUUAAGAUCCUACAUCUGUAUUAAGGUUUUGUGAUGGAUCAGGUUAGCUAACACUUUCCCCUACACAUGAUUUGGUGUUUAUUGCAGGUCGCAAGUAGCUUUAUCCUUUUGUGUGGAAGUUUCAAUCCUAUGAAUGUUAAAUGUUGGUAGUGUAUCAUCGUAAUAAUUUAGUUUAUGCAGCUGUUUAUGAGUCUUGUUCAGUGUCCUGUGUUGGAAAUGUGUACGGUGCUUGUUGGCAUUUGUUCAGCUGCUAUAGUGUCUCUAAAGUGCCUCCCUCGCUGUAGCUAAGUUAUGUACACAUGGCAUGUGUGUGCUCACAUGUAUGUGAGUGUGUGGAGAGCGGGAUGAGGGGGUGGUUAUACACGAUGAUGGGCUCUUGGUCAGCCGAUAGAGUAAAAUGCCUAUUUUCCCCAGCCCUAUGCUGCUGCACAUACCAUAGACAUGCCAAAUACGCCUUAGACCUAUACGCACAAGCUUUCAUUAAAGUACUUUAGGCGCAUCCACACACAUAGUGGAUGUGUUAUACACACUCAGUAUCAGGAUAGUUUUAUUGAGUUGGUGAGAUUGCAAAUCCUUACACACUUAACAUAGGAGCGCUGAGACACGUGCACACACACAUCCAUACACCGUGUUGGUAGAGAAAGAGUGGACAGUUGGUGGCUCUGGUCAGUCGGUUGUGGUGUCUUCACCAUGGGCCUCAUAUUCAGCUGGCUGUGGGGGCCGAGAGGCCACCCCACUACUGGACGUCACCAUGGAGACACAGGUGAGCCCCCCUCUCAGAUGGGUGGUGUGGUCGGCUUAUCCUGGAGUGAGGGGACAGGGCAUCGGAGGCAGAACAUUUUGUACCAGGCAGCAUUCUUUCUUUGCUCCAAUAGCUCCCUCCUCCUUUCCCACUCUUCCCUUCUUGUGUGUUUGUGUUUGCUUAUGGGGCCCCUAUAGAGGAGCACUUUCUGCCUGGCACGUGUUUUCUCUGAAGGAGGGGCCAGUGGAUGCACAUGAGUAGAUCAUGUCGUGUUGUAACUGGUUGAUGCCGUAGGGGUGGGAGGAGACAGAAUCUUAGGUGGAAGUGGAGUUUUGGGGAGGGGUACUGCCAAUGGAGAGAUGUUGAGUCUUUCAACAAAAGGAGUGUGGGGGCAUGGAUGUCUCGGGGGUCCAUGCUGCCUGCCUGCCUGGCAGAUGGAUUGAUCACCUGGUGCCUCUACACGUGAGGCAGACGCCUGGAGUUUGCUAAACGGCAUUGGCACUUGGAUUGGAACUGGUGCUUUGGUCAGAUUACAUGAAAAUUGAGCUCUUUGGCCACGCACACCAGUGGUGGGUUUGGCGUCGAAAUGAGAAUGCAUAAGCAGAAAAUAACCCCAUACCUACUGUAAAAUAUGGAUAUUUGAUGUUAUGGGGCUAUUUGGUUUCCACUGGUCCUGGGGCCCUUGUUAAGGUCAACAACAUCAUGAACUUUACUCAGUACCAGGACAUUUUAGCCAAAAACCUGGUUGCCUCUGUCAGUAGGCUGAAACCUGGCCACAAGUGGAUCUUUCAGCAAGACAAUAACCCCAAGCACACAUCAAAAUCCACAAAGAAAUUGUUAAUUGGCCACAAAAUCAACAUGAAACCCAUUGAAAAUCUGUGGUUUGAAUUGAAGAGGGCAGUCCAUAAGUGCAGACAAAGGAUAUCAAGAAACUCUGAAGGAUUUUGUAUGGAGGAAUGGUAUAAGAUCCCUCCCAAUGUGUUCUCCAACUCAUAAAACAUUUUAGAAAAAGGCUCGGUGCUGUUAUCCUCGCAAGGUGAGGUAUUGAAAACGUGUCAAUAAUUUGGACCCCUACUGUUUUCAGAAAAAAUAUAUAUUACUUGUUAAACAAAAUCUCUUUCUCUGAGCAAUUGUAUUAGUAUGAAAUAAUAUAAUUUCCCAUAAUUUUUUUUGCAUACAAUAUAGCUCAGUAUUUGAAUUAUACUGAACAAAAAUAUAAACGCAUCAUGCAACAAUUUCAACGAUUGUACUGAGUUACAGUUCAUAUACAGUGCCUUGCAAAAGUAUUCAUCCCCCUUGGCAUUUUUCCUAUUUUGUUGCAUUACAAUCUGUAAUUUAAAUGGAUUUUUAUUUGGAUUUCAUGUAAUGGACACACAAAAUAGUCCAAAUUGGUGAAGUGAAAUGAAAAAAAAUAACUUGUUUCAAAAAAGUGGUGCGCGCAUAUGUAUUCACCCUCUUUGCUGUGAAGCCCCUAAAUAAGAUCUGGUGCAACCAAUUACCUUCAGAAGUCACAUAAUUAGUUUAAAAAGUCCACCUGUGUGCAAUCUAAGUGUCACAUGAUCUGUCACAUGAUCUCAGUAUAUAUACACCUGUUCUGAAAGGCCCCAGAGUCUGCACCACCAAGCAAGCGGCACCAUGAAGACCAAGGAGCUCUCCAAACAGGUCAGGGACAAAGUUGUGGAGAAGUACAGAUCAGGGUUGGGUUAUAGAAAAAUAUCAGAGACUUUGAACAUCCCACGGAGCACCAUUACAUCCAUUAUUUAAAAAAAUGGAAAGAAUAUGGCACCACAACAAACCUGCCAAGAGAGGGCCGCCCACCAAAACUCACAGACCAGGCAAGGAGGGCAUUAAUCAGAGAGGCAACAAAGAGACCAAAGAUAACCCUUAAGCAGCUGCAAAGCUCCACAGUGGAGAUUGGAGUAUCUGUCGAAAGGACCACUUUAAGCCGUACACUCAACAGAGCUCGGCUUUACGGAAGAGUGGCCAGAAAAAAGCCAUUGCUUAAAGAAGAAAAUAAGCAAACACGUUUGGUGUUCGCCAAAAAGCAUGUGGGAGACUCCCCAAACAUAUGGAAGAAGGUACUCUGGUCAGAUGAGCCUAAAAUUGAGCUUUUUGGCCAACAAGGAAAACGCUAUGUCUGGCGCAAAGCCAACACCUCUCAUCACCCCGAGAACACCAUCCCGACAGUGAAGCAUGGUGGUGGUGGCAGCAUCAUGCUGUGGGGAUGUUUUUCAUAAGCAGGGACUGGGAAACUGGUCAGAAUUGAGGGAAUGAUGGAUGGCGCUAAAUACAGGGAAAUUCUUGAGGGAAACCUGUUUCACUCUUCCAGAGAUUUGAGACUGGGACGGAGGUUCACCUUCCAGCAGGACAAUGACUCUAAGCAUACUGCUAAAGCAACACUUGAGUGGUUUAAGGGGAAACAUUUACAGUUGAAGUCAGAAGUUUACAUACACUUAGUUUGUAGUCAUUAAAACUCGUUUUUUUCAACCACUCCACACAUUUUUGGUUAACAAACUAUACAUUUACAUUUUACAUUUACAUCAUUUAGCAGACGCUCUUAUCCAGAGCGACUUACAAAUGGGUGCAUUCACCUUAUAGCCAGUGGGAUAACCACUUAACAAAUUUUUUUUUUUUUUUUUUUUGGGGGGGGGGGGGGGGGGGGGGGGGGGGGGGGGUUAGAAGGAUUACUUUAUCCUAUCCCAGGUGUUCCUUAAAGAGGUGGAUAGUUUUGGCAAGUCGGUUAGGACAUCUGCUUUGUGCAUGACACAAGUAAUCUUUCCAAAAAUUGUUUACAGACAGAUUAUUUCACUUAUAAUUCACUGUAUCACAAUUCCAGUGGGUCAGAAGUUUAUAUACACUAAGUUGACAGUGCCUUUAAACAGCUUGGAAAAUUCCAGAAAAUGAUGGCUAAUUGACAUCAUUUCAGUCAAUUGAAGGUGUACCUGUGGAUGUAUUUCAAGGCCUACCUUCAAACUCAGUGCCUCUUUGCUUGACAUCAUGGGAAAAUCAAAAUAAAUCAGCCAAGACCUCAGCAAAAAAUGUUUAGACCUCCACAAGUCUGGUUCAUAAUUGGGAGAAAUUUCCAAACGCCUGAAGGUACCACAUUCAUCUGUACAAACAAUAGUAUGCAAGUAUAAACACCAUGGGACCACGCAGCCGUCAUACCGCUCAGGAAGGAGACACGUUCUGUCUCCUAGAGAUUAACAUACAUUGGUGCGAAAAGUGCAAAUCAAUCCCAGAACAACAGCAAAGGACCUUGUAAAGAUGCUGGAGGAAACAGGUACAAAAGUAUCUAUAUCCACAGUAAAACGAGUCCUAUAUCGACAUAACCUGAAAGGCCGCUCCGCAAGGAAGAAGCCACUGCUCCAAAACUGCCAUAAAAAAGCCAGACUACGGUUUGCAACUGCACAUGGGGACAAAGAUCGUACUUUUUGGAGAAAUGUCCUCUUGUCUGAUGAAACAAAAAUAGAAUCGUUUGCCCAUAAUGACCAUCAUUAUGUUUGGAGGAAAAAGGGGGUUGCUUGCAAGCCGAAGAACACCAUCCCAACCGUGAAGCACGGAGGUGGCAACAUCAUGCUGUGGGGGUACUUUGCUGCAGGAGGGACUGGUGCACUUCACAAAAUAGAUGGCAUCAUGAGGAAGGAAAAUGAUGUGGAUAUAUUGAAGCAACAUCUCAAGACAUCAGUCAGGAAGUUAAAGCUUGGUCGCAAAUGGGUCUUCCAAAUGGACAAUGACCCCAAGCAUACUUCCAAAGUUGUGCCAAAAUGGCUUAAGGACAACAAAGUCAAGGUAUUGGAGUGGCCAUCACAAAGCCCUGACCUCAAUCCUAUAGAACAUUUGUGGGCAGAACUGAAAAAGUGUGUGCGAGCAAGGAGGCCUACAAACCUGACUCAGUUACACCAGCUCUGUCAGGAGGAAUGGGCCAAAAUUCACCCAACUUAUUGUGGGAAGCUUGUGGAAGGCUACCCAAAACGUUUGACCCAAGUUAAACAAUUUAAAGGCAAUGCUACCAAAUACUAAUUGAGUGUAUGUAAACUUCUGACCCACUGGGAAUGUGAUGAAAGAAAUAAAAGCAGAAAUAAAUCAUUCUCUCUACUAUUAUUCUAACGUUUCACAUUCUUAAAAUAAAGUGGUUAUCCUAACUGACCUAAGACAUGGAUUUUUUACUAGGAUUAAAUGUCAGGAAUUGUGAAAAGCUGAGUUUAAAUGUAUUUGGCUAAGGUGUAUAUAAACUUCCGACUUCAACUGUAAAUGUCUUGGAAUGGCCUAGUCAAAGCCCAGACCUCAAUCCAAUUGAGAAUCUCUGGUAUUAUUUAAAGAUUGCUGUACACCAGCGGAACCCUUCCAACUUGAAGGACCUGGAGCAGUUUUCUCUUGAAGAAUGGGCAAGAAUCCCAGUGGAUAGAUUUGCCAAGCUUAUAGAGACAUAGCCCGAGAGAUUUGCAGCUGUAAUUGCUGCAAAAGGUGGCUUUUCAAAGUAUUGACUUUGGGUGUGGUGAAUAGUUAUGCACGCUCAAGUUUUAUGUUUUUUUGUCUUAUUUCUUGUUUGUCUCACAAUAAAAAAGAUUUUGCAUCUUCAAAGUGGUAGGCAUGUUGUGUAAAUCAAAUGAUACAAACCCCCCAAAAAUCAAUUUUAAUUCCAGGUUGUAAGGCAACAAAAUAGGACAAAUGCCAAGGGGGGUGAAUACUUUCGCAAGCCACUGUAAGGAAAUCAGUCAAUUGAAAUAAAUUAAUUUGGCCCUGGGCAGGGGUGCAGCCAUGUGUUUUGCGUUCUGAGAUGCCGUUCUGCACACCACUGUUGUACUGCGCCAUUAUUUGUCUGUUUGUGGCCGCUUGUACGAUUCUUACCAUUCUCCCUUGACCACUCAUCAACGAGCUGUUUUCGCCCACAGGACUGCCGAUGAAUGGAUGUUUUUAUUUGUAGCACCAUCCUCACCCUGAGAAUGCGUGAAAAGCCCAGGAGGGUGGCCGUUUCUGAGGUCACUUGUUUUGCCCAUUCUAACGUUCAAUCGAACAGUAACUGAAUGCCUGUCUGCCUGCUUUAUAUAGCAAGUCACGGCCACGUGACUCACUGUCUGUAGAAGAGAUACAUUUUCGUGAUGUACCUAAUAAGCUGUCCGGUGAGUGUAUACCCCCAUAUCACACACUGACAAACUGAAAACACAACGUGUGGACAAUUAAUUGGUUAGAGAGGUCUCAUAUCACUUUAAUUUGUAUCUUUAGAAUCGAGGCAAAGUUGGUUCCUGUUUCAGUCACGUCUUUGGCCAACGAUGGUCAACGACUUGACAAAAGUGAUCCACUCGAAUGCGCCCAAUGGGUUGGGGAGAUGGAGAGGGCCAAGAUGGCUGCCCCUUUCGUGUUCCAAGCGUCCUCGUAACCUCCAUCUUGAACUUUGUUCUCUUCUCUCGGCCUGACAUGGAGAGAAGAGGAGGGGGCGUGGCAGCUUGUCUUGCGUGUUUGCACCCCUAGUGUGUUUUCCAAGGGAAGGUUUAUGAAAUGAACAUGAUGCCCCAAACCAGAACAACUUUGCUGCUCUGCCACUCUAUGGGGCUAGUUUGACCUCAUACAGUGGGGGAAAAAAGUAUUUAGUCAGCCACCAAUUAUGCAAGUUCUCCCACUUAAAAAGAUGAGAGAGGCCUGUAAUUUUCAUCAUAGGUACACGUCAACUAUGACAGACAAAAUGAGGAAAAAAAAUCCAGAAAAUCACAUUGUAGGAUAUUUAAUGAAUUUAUUUGCAAAUUAUGGUGGAAAAUAAGUAUUUGGUCAAUAACAAAAGUUUCUCAAUACUUUGUUAUAUACCCUUUGUUGGCAAUGACACAGGUCAAACGUUUUCUGUAAGUCUUCACAAGGUUUUCACACACUGUUGCUGGUAUUUUGGCCCAUUCCUCCAUGCAGAUCUCCUCUAGAGCAGUGAUGUUUUGGGGCUGUCGCUGGGCAACACGGACUUUCAACUCCCUCCAAAGAUUUUCUAUGGGGUUGAGAUCUGGAGACUGGCUAGGCCACUCCAGGACCUUGAAAUGCUUCUUACGAAGCCACUCCUUCGUUGCCCGGGCGGUGUGUUUGGGAUCAUUGUCAUGCUGAAAGACCCAGCCACGUUUCAUCUUCAAUGCCCUUGCUGAUGGAAGGACGUUUUCACUCAAAAUCUCACGAUACAUGGCCCCAUUCAUUCUUUCCUUUACACGGAUCAGUCGUCCUGGUCCCUUUGCAGAAAAACAGCCCCAAAGCAUGAUGUUUCCACGCCCAUGCUUCACAGUAGGUAUGGUGUUCUUUGGAUGCAACUCAGCAUUCUUUGUCCUCCAAACACGACGAGUUUAGUUUUUACCAAAAAGUUCUAUUUUGGUUUCAUCUGACCAUAUGACAUUCUCCCAAUCCUCUUCUGGAUCAUCCAAAUGCACUCUAGCAAACUUCAGAUGGGCCUGGACAUGUACUGGCUUAAGCAGGGGGACACGUCUGGCACUGCAGGAUUUGAGUCCCUGGCGGCGUAGUGUGUUACUGAUGGUAGGCUUUGUUACUUUGGUCCCAGCUCUCUGCAGGUCAUUCACUAGGUCCCCCCGUGUGGUUCUGGGAUUUUUGCUCACCGUUCUUGUGAUCAUUUUGACCCCACGGGGUGAGAUCUUGCGUGGAGCCCCAGAUCGAGGGAGAUUAUCAGUGGUCUUGUAUGUCUUCCAUUUCCUAAUAAUUGCUUCCACAGUUGAUUUCUUCAAACCAAGCUGCUUACCUAUUGCAGAUUCAGUCUUCCCAGCCUGGUGCAGGUCUACAAUUUUGUUUCUGGUGUCCUUUGACAGCUCUUUGGUCUUGGCCAUAGUGGAGUUUGGAGUGUGACUGUUUGAGGUUGUGGACAGGUGUCUUUUAUACUGAUAACAAGUUCAAACAGGUGCCAUUAAUACAGGUAACGAGUGGAGGACAGAGGAGCCUCUUAAAGAAGAAGUUACAGGUCUGUGAGAGCCAGAAAUCUUGCUUGUUUGUAGGUGACCAAAUACUUAUUUUCCACCAUAAUUUGCAAAUAAAUUCAUUAAAAAUCCUACAAUGUGACUUUCUGGAAUUAUUUUUUUUUCUCAAUUUGUCUGUCAUAGUUGACGUGUACCUAUGAUGAAAAUUACAGGCCUCUCAUCUUUUUAAGUGGGAGAACUUGCACAAUUGGUGGCUGACUAAAUACUUUUCCCCCCACUGUUUCUAUUUACAUAUAGCAGUCAGUGAAUAUGUAUAUUAAUAACGACUUCUUUCUCUCUACCUCUUCCAGGCCGCAUCCAUCCCUGAGGCUCCCGUGUCAGCUCCUGCCGAAUUUGAGGUAAACCUCCCCUCCCCUACCCUUUCCUCAACUCCCUGAACUAUUUCCCCACAUCAUCUGCUGUUGCUCAAACAUUGUUCUGGUGGAGCGGCAGAGUCUGAACAAAGGACAAGCCUUUCUACAGAAAUGUGUUUAUACUAGUAUGACGCCAGCUUCCCACCCUUUCACUACCACAGUGUGGUCAACAACUACCCCUCCUUCUGCAUUUAGUUGGGCCAUACAUAGUAAUAUCCCCUUUCGGUACUCUUUAUUUUAUAAAUGUGUAGACUAACUCCUUGUCGUCCCUAUUCAGGUCCAGGUUGAAGACUCCGUAGCCAUUACCACAGAGAUUGCACAGGUAAAAGCCUAUCUUUGUCAUUCGUCUGUCUCUGUGUGUGUGUGUGCAAUAUGAAAAAUAUAUAGUGCAUGCGAUUUUAGUCCAAGUGAUUCUGGUGCAUGGUAGAAUCUGUAGGUAGUCUAUGGUACAUUAGGUGAGUGUUUCAGUAGUACUGUGUGUAUAUCACCCAUAGUGCCGUUGCAUGUUUAUUUAGUUUUUGUGUGGCGUAUUUGACUGUGUUCCACUGCAUGUUUAGACGCAUGACGAGCCGUUGGUCAAGGCCGACGUGGAGGCUGAAAUAGUUGCCGAGGUCCAAGCGGAGGUCGAGACAGUAGUCGAGCCAGAACCAGGGCCAGUGGUCGAGGCCGACGCUGCCCCAGUAGUGGAAACUGAAGUUGAAAUUGAAGAGGUGGUGAUCGACGCAGAGGACAGUCCUGUGAUUGAAGCUGAGGUCAUUCCUAUGGUCGACACAGGUGCCAUUCCUGAAGAAGUUGAAGUAGAGGAGGCCCCAGUCGUCACAGAGGUGCUACAUCAUGCUAACGUGCUACGUCGCUAACGACCCUUCUCUGCUCUCACGCCUCUGCCUUUCCUGAAGACGCUCAACUCAAGUCCUUUGUUCUUUUGCGUGAUGUUGUGUGUGAUCGUGUGUGGUUUGCUCUGUUCCUUCCCCUUUCUCUUUCUCUUAAACAGCGUUCAGAAAAAGCAUAUUUGAUUGGAUGAGUCUUUAAUUAGUAAUUUCUCCUCGUUCCAGGAUGAGCCUGUCAUGACAGAGGCACCUGAAGAGGUUCCAGUUGUAAGCAGACAUUUCUCACUACUUUAUUAUUGUACAAAUCUCUAGAUGCCACUAGAUCCAUUUCCUAAGCGUUCGUGUCAGCUCAUUGCAGCCUGGGCUUUUGAGCUAGUGAUUGCUGCUAAUAGUAAGGCUAUGGCUCUCCCUAGUGGACAGCUGGAGCACUUCGCAAAUUUUACACUUCAGUGUUUGCUCCCCUGGUCGUGCCUGUAUUGACCAAUGAUAGAUUUUUUUGUGUUGCCUAAUUUUUGCUUUGGAAUCAAACUGACUCUCUCUUCCCAGGAAACAGAAAUUAUCCCAGAAACGCCGUCGGAGCCCGUGGAAGCCCCAGUUGAAGCCCCCGUAGCCGAGGUCGCUCCCUCAGAACCCCUUGGAGAGGUAAGGCUGACCAACGCAUGGCAUUAAGCCUGCUCAGUCCUAGGGGUGUGAACGUUAAACGAAAUUGGGACGUUAACUUUAAGAAAAAAUACCUAACCGAAAAAGUUAUUCCGCAAAAUUUAAAUCCCAGUGCAGUUACAUUUACAUUUACAUUUACGUCAUUUAGCAGACACUCUUAUCCAGAGCGACUUACAAAUUGGUGCAUUCACCUUAUAGCCAGUGGGAUAACCACUUUACAAUAUGUUUUUUCUUUCUUUGGGGUGGGGUAAGGGGGGUAGAAGGAUUACUUUAUCCUAUCCCAGGUAUUCCUUAAAGAGGUGGGGUUUCAAGUGUCUCCGGAAGGUGGUGAGUGACUCCGCUGUCCUGGCGUCGUGAGGGAGCUUUUUCCACCAUUGGGGUGCCAGAGCAGCGAACAGUUUUGACUGGGCUGAGCGGGAACUGUGCUUCCGCAGAGGUAGGGGGGCCAGCAGGCCAGAGGUGGAUGAACGCAAUGCCCUCGUUUGGGUGUAGGGACUGAUCAGAGCCUGAAGGUACGGUGGUGCCGUUCCCCUCACAGCUCCGUAGGCAAGCACCAUGGUCUUGUAGCAGAUGCGAGCUUCAACUGGAAGCCAGUGGAGUGUGCGGAGGAGCGGGGUGACGUGAGAGAACUUGGGAAGGUUGAACACCAGACGGGCUGCGGCAUUCUGGAUGAGUUGUAGGGGUUUAAUGGCACAGGCAGGGAGCCCAGCCAACAGCGAGUUGCAGUAAUCCAGACGGGAGAUGACAAGUGCCUGUAUUAGGACCUGUGCCGCUUCCUGUGUAAGGCAGGGUCGUACUCUCCUAAUGUUGUAGAGCAUGAACCUACAGGAUCGGGUCACCGCCUUGAUGUUAGCGGAGAACGACAGGGUGUUGUCCAGGGUCACGCCAAGGCUCUUUGCACUCUGGGAGGAAGACACAACGGAGUUGUCAACCGUGAUGGCGAGAUCAUGGAACGGGCAGUCCUUCCCCGGGAGGAAGAGCAGCUCCGUCUUGCCGAGGUUCAGCUUGAGGUGGUGAUCCGUCAUCCACACUGAUAUGUCUGCCAGACAUGCAGAGAUGCGAUUCGCCACCUGGUUAUCAGAAGGGGGAAAGGAGAAGAUUAGUUGUGUGUUGUCUGCGUAGCAAUGAUAGGAGAGGCCAUGUGAGGAUAUGACAGAGCCAAGUGACUUGGUGUAUAGCGAGAAUAGGAGAGGGCCUAGAACUGAGCCCUGGGGGACCCCAGUGGUGAGAGCACGUGGUGCGGAGACAGAUUCUCACCACGCCACUUGGUAGGAGCGACCGGUCAGGUAGGACGCAAUCCAAGAGUGAGCCGCGCCAGAGAUGCCCAACUCAGAGAGGGUGGAGAGGAGGAUCUGAUGGUUCACAGUAUCAAAGGCAGCAGACAGGUCUAGAAGGACAAGAGCAGAGGAGAGAGAGUUAGCUUUAGCAGUGCGGAGAGCCUCCGUGACACAGAGAAGAGCAGUCUCAGUUGAAUGACCAGUCUUGAAACCUGACUGGUUUGGAUCAAGAAGGUCAUUCUGAGAGAGAUAGCAAGAGAGUUGGCUAAAUACGGCAUGCUCAAGAGUUUUGGAGAGAAAAGAAAGAAGGGAUACUGGUCUGUAGUUGUUGACAUCGGAGGGAUCGAGUGUAGGUUUUUUGAGAAGGGGUGCAACUCUCGCUCUCUUGAAGACGGAAGGGACAUAGCCAGCGGUCAAGGAUGAGUUGAUGAGUGAGGUGAGGUAAGGUCUCCGGAGAUGGUCUGGAGAAGAGAGGAGGGGAUAGGGUCAGGCGGGCAGGUUGUUGGGCGGCCGGCCGUCACAAGUCGCAAGAUUUCAUCUGGAGAGAGAGGGGAGAAAGAAGUCAAAGCAUAGGGUAGGGCAGUGUGAGCAGGACCAGUAGUGUCAUUUGACUUAACAAACGAGGAUCGGAUGUCGUCAACCUUCUUUGCAAAAUGGUUGACGAAGUCAUCCACAGAGAGGGAGGAGGGGGGGAGGGGGAGGAGGAUUCAGCAGGGAGGAGAAGGUGGCAAAGACCUUCCUAGGGUUAGAGGCAGAUGCUUGGAAUUUAGAGUGGAGUUAUCACUAAAUUAUCAUCAUAAAGGGAAAAAUGUAUAAUAAACAAAAACCUAAUGCAACAAUGCUGUAACGUUAGUAGAAGAUAUGCAUCUUUCAAAUUAUUUGCCAUGGAUAUAAAGUGUUUCGCUCGUCAACGUUAAGAUUGAAAAAGGCAAGCAACAGCAGCGAACCGCCUGCUCUGCACGCUGUUGUACACGUCGAUCCAGAGCAUCCCAAACAUGCUCAAUGUGUGACAUGUCUGAAUCAGUGGAGGCUCCUCAGAGGAGGAAGGGGAGGACCAUCCUCAGUAAUUUUCUAACAUUAAAAAGUUUAUCCUUUUUAGAUAAAACUAUACUAAAUAUAAUCACGUCACCAAAUAAUUGAUUAAAACAUACUAUUUUGCAAUUAAGGUCUACAGUAGCCUCAAAACCACUCUGUAGGGCAGCACCAUGGUGUAGCCGGAGGACAGCUAGCUUCAGUCCUCCUCUGGGUACAUUGACUUCAAUACAAAACCUAGGAGGCUCAUGGUUCUCACCCACUUCCAUAGACUUACACAGUAAUUAUGACAACUUCCGGAGGACGUCCUCCAACCUAUCAGAGCUCUUGCAGAAUGAACUGACAUGUUGUCCACCCAAUCAAAGGAUCAGAGAAUGAAUCUAGUACUAAAAGUAAAAGAUACAGCUAGCUAGCACUGCAGUGCAUAAUAUAUGGUGAGUAGUUGACUCAAAGAGAAAGACAAUAGUUGAACAGUUUUGAACAAAUUCAUUUCUUCCAAAAUGAAGGAGAAGCAAGAAAGUGUCUUUUUUUUCUCCUUCCACUUUCAGUUUCACUUACUUAGCUAGCAAAUGCAGCUAUCUAGUUUAGCCUACUCAAACACCCUGCUCAAACAGAGGGAUGCUAUGUUAGCUAGCUGGCUAUGACUAUCCAACACAACACUGGAACUCUUCCAAGUCAAGGUAAGCUUUUGGUUUGACUAAUUUAUUGCCACCGGGGCCCACCGGUGUAAGCACUAAACUGCUUACUGACUACACUGUAACAUUACUGCAUGAUUGUAGCAGGUUUACUAACGCGUUAGUUAUAUUAGCUAUGUUGACUAUGACAUUACUUUAGCUAAUAUGGUGACAACGAUGUAGGCUGUGUGUAGCAGUUAUGAUAUGGUUUGGAAAGGUUUUUUCGCCUGGUCACAUACAGCUGAUGUGUUGUGCAUUGAUGUCCACAAGCGACGAAGGGAAAAGGUGAGAGGAGGAGAGCGCAUAGAUGCGAGAAGGAAUACAACGUGGCUGUUAUGAAAGUGAACUGUGAUCAGGUGUGUAUUCAUUAUGCCGAUUCUGUUGGAAAACGUUUCUUAAACGGAACAAAAUGGGGAUAAACAUACCUGAAUUUGUCUAAUAGAAACUCUUGUUUGCAACUGUUGGACUAAUGAUUACACCCUAUAUCAGCUUGAUGCAGGCAAGAGUGUGGAAGGCGGUAUUGAAUGUGUCACUGUCUGUCCAUGUGUCACCUCAAUUUUUUAUCUCGACCUGUGUGCACCUACGUUGUAAACUUUCAUUCAUAGGCUAGGUUGUAGCAACCUCAUGAUGGGUAUAAGAAAAAUGUGAGUAUCAUAUAGUAGCCUAAACCUAUUGCUGUUACAUUGAACUGGGUGAAUGGAAUAUGAAUGACAGACAUCCAAUAUGCUGUAAUAGGAAUUAGGCCAUGCUCUUGAAAAAAAAAAAAAUCCUCCCUCAUCUUAAACGGCACUGACUGCCACUGGUCUGAAUAUGAAGGCCAUGGAAGUUCUGGGACAUUUUGAGCUUCCAGGAAUUGUGUACAGAUCCUUGCAACAUGGGGCUGUGCAUUAUUAUGCUGAAAUAUGAGGUGAUGGUGGCGGAUUAAUGACACGACAAUGGGCCUCAGGAUCUUGUCACGGCAUCUCUGUGCAUUUAAAUUGCCAUCGAUAAAAUGCAAUUGUGUUCGUUGUCCAUAGUUUAUGCCUGCCCAUACCAUAACCCCACCGCCAACAUGGGGCACUCUGUUCACAACAUUGACAUCAGCAAACCGCUUUCCCACACAACGACAUACACGCCAUCUGCCCAGUACAGUUGAAAACAAGAUUCAUCUGUGAAGAGCACACUUCUCCAGCAUGUCAGUGGCCAUCGAAGGUGAGCAUUUGCCCACUGAUGUCUGUUACGAAGCCGAACUGCAGUCAGGUUAAGACCCUGGUGAGGACAACGAGCAUGCAGAUGAACUUCCCUGAGAUGGUUUUUGACAGUUUGUGCAGAAAGUCUUCGGUUGUGCAAAACCACAGUUUCAUCAGCUGUCCGGGAGGCUGGUCUCAGAUGAUCCCGCAGGUGAAGAAGACGGAUGUGGAGGUCCUGGGCUGGCGUGGUUACGCGUGGUCUGCAGUUGUGAGGCCGGUUGGACGUACUGCCAAAUUCUCUAAAACGACGUUGGAGGCAGCUUAUGGUAGAGAAAUGAACAUUCAAUUCUCUGGCAACAGCUCUGGUGGACAUUCCUGCAGUCAGCAUACCAAUUGCACGCUCCCUCAACUUGAGACAUCUGUGGCAUUACAAAACUGCACAUUUUAGUUACCUUUAAUUGUCCCCAGCACAAGGUGCACCUGUGCAAUGAUCAUGCUGUUUAGUCAGCUUCUUGAUAUGCCAUAUCUGUCAGGUGGAUGGAUUAUCUUGGCAAAGGAGAAAUGCUCACUAACAGGGAUGUAAACAAAUUUGUGCACAACAUUUGAAAUAAAUACAUUUUCUGUGCAUAUGGAACAUUUCUGGAAUAUUUUAUUUCAGCCGAUGAAACAUGAGACCAAAUCGCUUGCAGACUUGAAUGAUUUACUAUCGAACACAACAAGUGGCCACUCGACAAAAGGCUUAGGGGCAAAGUGUUGGGUUUGAGAUUCAGCCUUUGACUGCAGUAGAUAGAACUUCAUUGCCCCCAUACGUAAUUGGACCAUAUUCUGCAUUGUGAAUUCACAUUGAAUUUUAUGAAAUUUUUAUGGAAAACCGAUAAAUGGCCGUUUAAACACCAAUAAUGUUUUCCCAUUUGUCACAUCCCUACUCAGUCCCUUUACUUUUCUCAGUAAGAAAGGAGAAAUGGAAGUUAAGUUAGAAUUUGUCUAUGCUCUCCAGGCCCCAGUAGACCCUGUCAUCGAUAGAGUGGCCGACGACUUUGUCGUCACAGAAUCUGUCCUCACUGUCGAGGCAGCCAUGGCUGAGCCUGCCAUCGAGGAGCAGGUGAGACUCACGCUCCGAUCAUACCUACUCUUAACACAUACACACAAGGAUGUCGUUUUGGCACACCUUUAAAUCACCUGCUGACGUCCCGUCAAGUCUGACUGCGUGUCAUCUGUGUUCAGGUGCCCGCAGUCCCAACAGAUGCACUUGAAGCCCUAUCGGAGUCGCGGAACGACGUCCAUCCAGUACCUGAGCCCGCCCCUGUCACAGCUGAUGAAGUCAUCGACGUGAGUCUUCCUACUUUUCUCUAUGCAGAGACUGAGGUGCCCAAUGUCAGAUGUAGUUUUGGUAGAGCAGACAUGAGACACACACACACACACACACACAGACUUACUCCUGUAACCCCGUUGUCUGGUUGGUCUCAGAAGGCAGAGUGUGAGGAGGAAGAGGUGACAAAGAUGGGGGAGAGAGACUACACACUUCCACCCGAUUACCGGCCCUCUCCGGAGGACCUGCUGGUCAGAGUUAAACCAUAAUAACCUACAAGCUUCUCAUCUACUCAGACUCAUUUAUAAUAAUGACUCAAAUCAACUCUUUACGCAACCACCUUGCUAUAUUAAGCACUAACAUACGAUCAAACACUUGGGUGUAGGCUAUCCCCUCAUUUGAAUGCUCUCGCACAUUUUGAAACGUGCCCAUCCAGGGGUUCUUGUUUCCUCAUGGGUUUCUCUUUGGAUCAAACCUCCCUCCUUGUGGUCUUCCUUUUUACAUUCUGUUCAUUCCCUGGGCUGUGGGUUGCUCCAGCUCCUUUUAUUGCAUUGGGCAUGCCAUGUACUGUAGUGGGUGGGACUACUGGCUUAGUUGUGCGCUCAACAUUGACUGAGUGUAUUUCCUUUGCAGGCUACAGAGGAAAUUGAAGCCCAGAUGGAAAUUGAGGCCAAAAAGGACGCCAUUGAUGAGAAUACUGCCCUGGAUGUCCUCUCUGGAGAUUUCUCAGCCCCCCAGCCUGUCAUCUCAGAACUGCAGUGUCACACGCAGCUUACCUCCACGCCCGUAGAGCUCGCCACCAGGGUAAGAGCCUAUAGUGACACUACUGUAUCCAACUCUCCAAAACAAUUACAAUCUGUCUUUACAUGUAUUGUAAAUCAACCACCUCCUUUCUUACAUUCCAAUCUAAACCCCUCCCUUGUUCUUUAGGAUAUCCCAGCAGAGGCAGCACUGAAUGGACACAUGGCAACUGAGGUGGCCAUUGAGGGAUAG
Molecule: messenger RNA, 20613 nt
Organism: Coregonus sp. 'balchen'
Lineage: Eukaryota; Metazoa; Chordata; Actinopteri; Salmoniformes; Salmonidae
Source: the annotation of a GenBank genome assembly